AUGAGUCUUUUCGAUGAUUUACCCGAACCUUCUGUAGACAGUGACGAAUCAAACAAGUUAGAACAAUCGGAUGACACACCUUCAGCUAGUGGAAUUAAAUCUGGAUCAUGUGUUGAACUUUUUCCAAUCAUUUAUUCAGUCAUCUCCAGAAAAGGAGAAAGGCCAGAAAUGCAGGAUGCUCAUAUACUGAUGGACGACUUGAUGCAGCUUAUGUGUCGAGGAGUCUCAAGUGAAAUUGGAAGAGUGGGCUACUUUGGUGUUUUUGAUGGACAUGGAGGAUCAAGAGCAUCUAAUUUUGCAUGUAAACGCUUGCAUCAACAUAUCGCUGCACGUUUUCCUCGUGGUGGGAUACAACAAGUAGAAAAGGAUAUAAAGCGUGUGUUAUACGAUUCAUAUAAGAAAACAGAUGAAGAGUUUUUAAGAGAGGCGUGUCAGCAGCGCCCUCAUUGGAGAGAUGGUAGUACAGCGGCAACUGUUUUAUUAGUGAAUAAUACACUUUAUAUUGCAAAUCUAGGUGACUCAAAGGUUGUUUUAGCUAGAUUUGUUGAAACUCCUUCAACAUCUGAAUCUAAUCAUUCUAAUGGUAAUGCAAAUAACACUGAUAAAAGUCCUGUAAAAAACACAAAAUUGAGUGCAAUUUGUUUAACAAAAGACCAUAACCCUAUGGAUUAUGAAGAACGUCAGCGUAUACAAGCUACUGGAGCCUCUGUUCAAAAUGGUCGUGUAAACAGUAUUUUAGAAGUCAGUCGAUCAUUUGGUGACUACCAGUUUAAAAAACAAGGUGUUACAUGUAUCCCAGAUGUAAGAAAAUGUCAGCUAACCAACGAUGACCAAUUUUAUUAA
Molecule: messenger RNA, 843 nt
Organism: Trichobilharzia regenti
Lineage: Eukaryota; Metazoa; Platyhelminthes; Trematoda; Strigeidida; Schistosomatidae
Source: the annotation of a GenBank genome assembly